This is a messenger RNA of Linnemannia hyalina, 819 nucleotides long. NCBI's taxonomy places the organism in Eukaryota, Fungi, Mortierellomycota, Mortierellomycetes, Mortierellales, Mortierellaceae. The record is from the annotation of a GenBank genome assembly.
AUGUCAUCCCUUCGCAACGCCGUCCACCGGCGCAACCACAAGGAGCGCUCACAGCCCCUCGCCCGCCAAAAGUUCGGUCUCCUCGAAAAGAAGAAGGACUAUGUUGCUCGUGCACGCGACUACCACUCCAAACAGGACCGUCUCAAGGCCAUGCGUGAGAAGGCCGCCUUCCGCAACCCUGACGAGUUCUACUUCAAGAUGAUCAACUCCAAGACCAAGGGCGGUGUUCAUUUGACGGAGAGGAACGAUAAGUUCUCACAGGAUUUCCUCAAGUUGCUGAAUACCCAGGACCUCAACUAUGUCACCCAGCAGCGCGAUAUUGGGAAGAGGCGGAUUGACAGGAUGCAGCAGGGGUUGGUCCUUUUGGAUGAUGAUGUCCAUGAUGAGUUUGCAGAGGAAGAGGAUGAGGAUAUGUUUGGUAGCGGACUCGGGAGCAGUUCGAAGGCUGCUGUCAAGCCCAAGAACCACAUCGUCUUUGUCGAUACCGAGGACGAAGUGAAAACAUUCGACGCAGCAAAACACUUUGACACAGCACCAGAACUAGUCCACCGGAAAUUCAACCGUCCCCGGACCUCGCAGCUCAAGAAGGACACUGUCGUUGCUCAUCUGGAAAAGGCCGAGAUCAAGGCAGCGACCAAGGAGCGUGAACGCGCAUUGACGGAAUUGGCCUCGAGAAUGGAACGUGAGGAGACGAUGGCCAAGUUGGAAAGUGAGAUGAAGCUUCGCAAGAACUUGAUGCUCAAGGGUCGCAAGAAGAAGAUUGGUGUCGAUAAGGAUGGACUUGCUAAAUACAAGUGGAAGGCUGAUCGCAAGAAGUAG